Molecule: messenger RNA, 1140 nt
Organism: Elaeis guineensis (African oil palm)
Lineage: Eukaryota; Viridiplantae; Streptophyta; Magnoliopsida; Arecales; Arecaceae
Source: RefSeq, a predicted model, not a curated record
UCUUGUUAUCAUCAAUAUGUCAUGUUGAUUCAGAAAUACAGAUGAAAGUGGUCAUUUAUCAAUGCAGGAAAGAACAAAAAUGUCAUUGGUGUGGUCCUUGCUAUUGCUAUACCUCUAGUAAUUGCAUUCGUGCUGAUCUCCAUAAUUUGCAUUUGCAUCUGGAGGAGAAGGAAGCCGGCUGUAAAGUUACCCUAUUCAAAAGAAAUUUUUGUGAAUAAUUUCAAGAUUCUGCUCUUUCAGUAGAUGGUAGUAGCCUGGAGGGAAUCACAAGUGUCGAGUCCCUAUUACUUGAUAUAUCCACACUACGAGUUGCAACAGCUAACUUCUCCGAAGAGAACAAUUAAACUUGGAGAAGGUGGCUUCGGUGCAGUUUACAAGGGACUAUUACCUGAUGGACAAGAAAUAGCAGUCAAGAGGUUAUCAACUAGUUCAUCACAAGGAUUCAGAGAGCUGAGAAAUGAGCUAGUUUUAGUUGCAAAGCUCCAGCACAGGAAUCUUGUAAGGCUUAUGGGUGUUUGCUUGGAAGAACAAGAGAAGUUGCUUGUUUAUGAAUAUGUGCCUAACAGAAGCCUGGACACCAUUCUUUUUGAUCCUGAGAAGCGCAAACGGCUAAACUGGGGAAAAAGGAACCAGAUCAUUGGCGGGAUUGCUCGAGGCCUACUGUACCUACAUGAAGAAUCUCAAUUAAAAAUUAUACAUCGGGAUUUAAAAGCCAGCAAUAUCUUAUUAGAUGCAGAUUUGAACCCAAAGAUUUCAGACUUUGGGUUGGCUAGGCUUUUUGGUGGGGACCAAAUUCAGGGCAUCACGAGCCGAGUUGUUGGAACAUUUGGGUAUAUGGCACCGGAGUAUGUCAUGCAUGGGCAGUUUUCUAUCAAGUCAGAUGUAUACAGUUUUGGUGUUCUAGUUUUAGAGAUCGUGACAGGCAGAAACAACAGUGAUUUCUCUGGUUCUGAAUAUGCUGAAGACAUAGUGAACCAUGUCUGGGAGCGGUGGGUCAAAGGAACAAUUUUGGAGAUAUUGGACCCAUCUUUAGGCACACAUUGCCCAAGGAGUGACGUGUUAAGAUGUGUUCACAUUGGCCUAUUGUGUGUCCAGGAAAAUCCAUCUGAUAGACCCAACAUGUCACAAGUUGUUGUGAUG